GGCUCGGUGCUGAAACGCCUCGGGAAACGUGAAUGAAUACUGGUGUUUCCUGAGGGUGUGUGCGUUUGGUGUGGUCUCUGUCUGCGCGUUCACGCGGGCACGCACAGUGGCCAGCCCUCUCCUGGAGCCGUGCACAUGAGCCAGUAUCCGCAUCCACUUCAGCGUCAGCUGUGCGCACACACGCCAGAUCCGGGAUCUGCUCCAGUCGCCACCGGGUUCCACUGAGUGGCUGACUAGUUUUCACCCUGCGCGUCACUGCCGGACGGAGGAGAUCGGACUCGAGAGGAACCGAGCUGGGCCUUUGCUUUCUUCCGUCAGAAGAUGGCAUCCAAUGACUCGCGCGUCCAGCAGCAGCCCUCCCAGAAGGAUGCGGCCGACCAGAACUUUGACUACAUGUUCAAGCUGCUGAUCAUAGGCAACAGCAGUGUGGGAAAAACCUCCUUCCUGUUCCGCUACGCUGACGACUCCUUCACCUCUGCCUUCGUCAGUACUGUGGGCAUCGACUUCAAGGUCAAGACCGUCUUCCGCAAUGACAAGAGGAUUAAGCUGCAGAUCUGGGACACUGCGGGGCAGGAGCGUUACCGUACCAUCACCACAGCCUACUACAGAGGAGCCAUGGGCUUCCUGCUCAUGUAUGACAUCACCAACCAGGACUCCUUCAACGCGGUGCAGGACUGGGCGACGCAGAUCAAGACGUACUCAUGGGACAACGCUCAGGUGAUCCUGGUCGGUAACAAGUGUGACCUGGAGGACGACAGAAUGGUCCCCACAGAGGACGGCCAGAGGCUGGCAGAGGAGCUAGGUUUCCAGUUCUUUGAGGCCAGCGCUAAAGACAACAUUAAUGUGAAGCAGGUGUUUGAGCGCCUGGUGGACGUCAUCUGUGAGAAGAUGAACGAGAGCAUGGAGGGAGACAUCAACCUCAUGUCCAACCACGGGAACCAGGCCCUUAAAGACUCGCCUCCAGAGAGCCAGGGAGGCUGUGGCUGCUGGACCACCUGCCUUCUGACCCUGAACACCCCACCACACCCAUGCACACACACUGACACUCGAAUACAAAGACCUUCUCCUCCUGUGCCUCAGCCACGGAAAGCAACACACCUUUUCCUGCAUCGUCCUCACAGCGCAGCAUGAGGUCAUCUUCAUCAGCACUGCCGUGCUCCUCUUC
This is a messenger RNA of Monopterus albus (swamp eel), 1165 nucleotides long. RefSeq names its product RAB3D, member RAS oncogene family, b (gene rab3db). Bases 322 to 1131 code for a protein of 269 amino acids. The transcript is spliced from 5 exons. NCBI's taxonomy places the organism in Eukaryota, Metazoa, Chordata, Actinopteri, Synbranchiformes, Synbranchidae. Gene Ontology annotation, molecular function: GTP binding; GTPase activity. The record is from RefSeq and is a predicted model, not a curated record.